UGGAGAGAUCGCAACUGCCUUCGCUUACCUGAUGAAUGACAUGUGGCUUGGGGACUUUGACUGCGUAUCCCCAGAGGUAUUCAGACUGGUCAUUGGUGAGCAAUAUCCUGCUUUUCUCAAGAAGACCCAGCAAGAUGCCCAAGAGUUUCUGAUUUAUGUAUUGAAUGAACUUCAUGAAGCUCUCAAGAAGUCAACUAAGAGGAGAAGCCAGGGCACCACAUCAACUGCUUGGGAGUCCAGGCCUUCUGUCACGGACUCCUCCAUAAUCACCCGGCUUUUUGAAGGACGCCUCAGCUACUACAUCAUGUGUUUGGAAUGUCAAACCACCACUUACAAAAAUGAGAUAUUCACUGUUUUAUCUCUCCCUAUCCCUUAUGAGACUGAAUGCUCGCUAGAGGAAUGCCUGGAGUGCUUCUUUCAGCAAGACAUGCUGACUUGGAACAACCAGAUCACCUGCUCCUGCUGCGGGACAAAGCAAGAUGCUUCUGUGAAAGCCAGCAUCGCCAAGGCACCCAAGAUCGUGAUCUUUCACUUGAAGAGGUUUGAUUGUCAAGGAAGUUACAAAAAGAAACUGAAAACUGACAUCUACUACCCUCUAAACAACUUGGACCUGUCCCCCUAUAUCUAUCCACUCUUUCGGAAAAAUCCAAAAUACAGCUUAUUUGCUGUGGUGAACCAUUUUGGCGAUCUGGAUGGUGGCCACUACACGGCCUUCUGCAAGCACACAGCAUCCCAGAGCUGGUACAACUUUGAUGACUCUCAAAUCAGUGAAAUUCCAGAACCUGCUCUCCAAACUCCUGCAGCUUAUCUCCUGUUCUACAGCAAUCAAAGUUUCUCUGUGCCAGUGAAAAACUAAUGUGGUUAAGAACAGACGGGA
Molecule: messenger RNA, 877 nt
Organism: Heteronotia binoei (common prickly gecko)
Lineage: Eukaryota; Metazoa; Chordata; Lepidosauria; Squamata; Gekkonidae
Product: putative ubiquitin carboxyl-terminal hydrolase 50
Exons: 5
Coding region: 32-856 (274 amino acids)
Biological process (GO): protein K63-linked deubiquitination; protein K48-linked deubiquitination; Ras protein signal transduction
Cellular component (GO): dendritic spine; midbody; extrinsic component of plasma membrane
Molecular function (GO): cysteine-type deubiquitinase activity
Source: RefSeq, a predicted model, not a curated record